Messenger RNA from Solea senegalensis (Senegalese sole), 324 nucleotides. RefSeq names its product EF-hand calcium-binding domain-containing protein 10-like. The coding region runs from base 1 to 324 and encodes 107 amino acids. The transcript has 3 exons. The record is from RefSeq and is a predicted model, not a curated record. NCBI's taxonomy places the organism in Eukaryota, Metazoa, Chordata, Actinopteri, Pleuronectiformes, Soleidae.
AUGGCGACGCAGAGAGAACAAGAUGCCGCUGAUUAUCUGAAAAAACAUAAAGUAAUCGAGCUCAUGGACAAUCUGACCAGUAUGCUCUUCUUUUACAGACCCGAAAAACCCAGAGAGUUUCUUAUAGAGCAGCUGGAACAGCUGAAGAAUUCCAAACAAGGUGGCGUGAAAGGGCCAAAUAUGUUUGACGACUCCAACUUGGACGCAGUCUUCGGAAUACUGGAUCCCACUAAUCAAAACUACAUCACUUUUGAACAAUACAAGCAGGACUACAGGGCCUGCAGAGAUGCUCAGGAACUUAUGGACACCUUUAGCUUCAGCUGA